Molecule: messenger RNA, 3133 nt
Organism: Paramuricea clavata
Lineage: Eukaryota; Metazoa; Cnidaria; Anthozoa; Malacalcyonacea; Plexauridae
Source: the annotation of a GenBank genome assembly
AGGUUUUUCAUAUACACCAGAAUUCAUCAACGUUAGUUUUUCAAAGCCAGACGACCCAAAUCGUAUCACAGCAAAAGUUCGAUGGCGUUUUCGUAUGUUGUGUCAAUAUUUUCCUGCCGUUAAUCUUCGUGUUUUGUUGUCAGGAAAGACAAAAUUGGAGGUAAUGUGAUUGCAUGCGGGGACGCCAUUUUCUAAGUAAUGGUUAAAACAUGAGCGGCCAGCGAUCUUUACCUGAUAUACAAACUCGAGCCGAGAAUUUGUAUAUCAGAUAAAGAUCGGAUGCUCAUGUUCUAACAUACUUAAAAAACGACCUAUCAUAUGAAUUUAUUGGCGAUGUAAUUUUGAAAAUAAAAAUUGUCUAAGGCGAGAAAAUCAAAGCUGAAGUUUAUGUAAAUCAGGACAAAUCUUGAUUGAACAUUCAUUUCUUUUCAAUAUUUUUUAAGCCACUAUACAGGGUAUAUCUAAAAUGCCGACUGAAAAUUGCAAACAUCCCAAGGCUAUAUUUUCCGCAUUUUACAACAUUUCGCAACGAAACUUUGGAAUAUUACUAACUUUGCGAUGCUCUUUCAAGCUGUGAUGAAAUUUUUGUCUAGACUUGUCUAGAUCAAAAUUUAGUCUAUUACGCAAAUGGUAAAUUUGCAGAGAUUUUGUCUAAAAUCUUAUUUCAUUAUAAAAACUAAAAUCUUAUUUCAUUAUCUUAUUGUGGUUUCAAAAUUGCCUGAUUGGAUUCAAAAGGGUAUUCUAUUCUAUCAUCUCAAACUCAUUAAUAAUUCAUGUCAUCAUGAGUAAAUUAGCCAACAAUAUUGCUUUGUUUUGCUCACGUGAUAAUACUGGAUACCUGAUGAAGUACAUUGAUCCAGUCCUAGGACUGGAUCAAAAUUAAUUCAGUCCUUGGACUCAGGGUGUUAGCCAGGAUUUCAAAAGUGGCCGUCCAAAAUAUUUUUUGGGCGUGGUCACACAUUUUUGUGGGCGUGGUCACAUGUUUUUGGGUGUGGCCGCAAUUUUUUGUUGUUGUGGAAUUGUGGUGUUCUAUUCGUUGAACCUUUUUACUUUUUGAUCCACACAUGUCCGUCGAUACUUCAAUUCAGCCAUAUUCAACGUGUUUUCGACGGGAAAAAGUAUGAAAACAUAUACCAUAAGUAAAGUAAACAGCAGAUGACAACAAUUCGAAGUAUUCAAGAAAUAUUACAAAGCUUGUAAAUUGCUAUUUAAAAAAAUAUUCCCUUUGGCCGUCCAUGGCCGUCCAUUAAAAUUUAGCCGUCCAAAUUCAGAAGUGGCCGUCCGUAGGACGGUCGGACGGCCGCCUGGCUAACACCCUGCAGUUGGACUGGAUCCAAACUAAUUAAGUAGUGAUUUAUUCGCAUGAGAUGUCAUUUCAAAUCCUCCAAUUCGGACUGGACUAGAUUUCAAAUCCUCGCAUUUUGAUCCAGUCCUCGGCUUCGCCUCAGGCUUGAUCAAAUCGCGCGGACUUGAAAUCUAGUCCAGUUCUCAUAGUCGAAUUUGAAAUAUUACUUCAUAGUUUUCAAAUCCAGUCUCUAUUUAGGCCCCUCAUUCUAAGGGCCUGUUCACAUGAUCCCGGGAUAAACAACUGCCCCGCGACAAGUCAUUGACCCGGGGUACUGAUAUCUUCUGUUUACAUGAACAAAACUACCGCGGGUCAUGGCUAUAAAUACAUUACGCGGGAAUCAUAAAAUAUUCCCGCCAACGUGAAACGGUGAAAUAUUGCUAAAUAAAAAACAUUCUGAUAAACGCAAGUCGUAUUUUAUGUUAUGAUAUUUACAAAUAGAACAUAGUUGAUUAUCAGCCGUAAUAAAAUGUGCUCAAUUCAUUGUUUCUGGUUGACCAGAUCAAAUUCUUUGAGUAACAUACUACACUUCUUGGUUUCAAACAUGAUAUUAGCGACAAUUUUAUUUUAAUAUUAUUAGAAUCAUCACUUAUAGAUUUCUAAUGAUAUCUUCAAUCAAAUAACAAGUUUUGUGGAGUCCAACGUGCUCUAAAUGUAAUUUUAGGCGCGAUUUUGAUCGUUUUACAAAAAAAUCAAUUAUCCCGGGACAAAGUUGCCCCGGGUCAAAGUGUUCAAGUGAGGAAAAGUUGUCCCGGCUAGGCGAGUGUCCCUGUCUACAGAGGCGAGGCACUCGGGUCAAUUCUUGUCCCGGGACAAGUAAAAUAUCAUGUGAACAGCACUAUUCUUUUUCUAAGGAGCCGAGACAAUUUUUGUCCCGCGACAAUUGCUUGCCCCGAGACAUAACGCUGUCCCGGGUUCAUGUGAACAGGGCCUAAGGGCCUGUUUAUAUGAUCCCGCCUAGACGGGACGGGACGUUUUCAUCCCGCCUAGACGGGAUACUCGCCUAGUGUUUAUAUGGACAAAGUACAUUACCGGGAUGAAGCUAUUUAAGUGCUUGACGUCAUAUUUUUGUUGCAAUAAAGGCAUUUACGCAUGCUCAAAAGGGAAAUAUUCAUCCCGCCUAGCCGGGAUGAAGUGUUUAUAUGGAAAUUUUUCGUCCCGCUGCUAGGCGGGAUGAAGUGUUUAUAUGAGAAUUUUUAUCUCGCUUAGGCGGGAUCCCGGCAUCUGUUGCCGAGAUCCCGUCUAGGCGGGAUAAGUGGCGGGAUCAUAUAAACACUCUUUAGAAUUUGUAUUACGAGCGGGAUCUCGGUAAGCAUCCCGUCCCACCUGGCCGGGAUCAUAUAAACAGGUCCUAAUACGUCCCCAGAUGACCCUUGGGUCGAUGUUGCCCCAAGGGAUGGGAGAGUAAAGAUAACCAGCCCGCUGUUUCUUUUUUGUAUAGAAAAAUUUCCACAAGUUUAAAUAUCUUGCUUUUGACUCAAACAAAGUGUAUGCAGACGAUGAAACCUUAUUUCCAAACCUUAUUCCGUAUUCAAACUAUGCUCUUCAAUUUAUAACGAAUGAUAAGUCGGGAGAUCCAAGGAAACGCGUCACAACCACUAAAAGCUUUACAACUCCCUAUGGAGGUAAAUAUGACAUACUUUUGACAAUUUUUCCUUGCUUGGAGGUUCAAAGGCGCUAUUACACUAUGCAAUUUGUCUCGCAAUUUUGUUGCGACACAAGUUGCACGCGAAAUUGCAAGGACAGCAACAAUCGUGGACAAAACUGUUAAUAAAACUAAUUAAUAUC